Venturia canescens is the source of this 4841-nucleotide messenger RNA. RefSeq names its product similar (gene sima). Gene Ontology annotation, cellular component: cytoplasm; nucleus; transcription regulator complex. The coding region runs from base 798 to 4133 and encodes 1111 amino acids. The record is from RefSeq and is a predicted model, not a curated record. Gene Ontology annotation, biological process: cellular response to hypoxia; regulation of transcription by RNA polymerase II. Lineage: Eukaryota; Metazoa; Arthropoda; Insecta; Hymenoptera; Ichneumonidae. Gene Ontology annotation, molecular function: protein dimerization activity; DNA-binding transcription factor activity, RNA polymerase II-specific; RNA polymerase II transcription regulatory region sequence-specific DNA binding. The transcript has 14 exons.
AACGACAAAAACACAUCAACUCUGCUGGAAUCAAAUAGCAGGAAUAAUACGCGCGCGCAACGAGACGAAAAGAAAGGAAGAGAAGGAGAAGAAGAAGAAGCAGAAAAAGCAUGUUGAGAACGGGGCUUGAAGACGCCAAUGGUAUGAUAUUGUUCGGCACGAAGGGGAGGGAUUCGACAGACUGGGACGGCCAACUCCGCCAACUACGAUGUCUCCUAACCGACAGUGAACAUAUAAUGCGCGCAUCGUGUGUUCCACCAUAAAAGAUAAAAAGUUUGGCUUGACGCAUGAUUAUUUUCGACUUUCUCAAAUAUAACAAAUGUUCAAUAAAUCGACGUUACUCUUUGAGUGUGUAAUCAUGAUAAACAUAUAUAAAAUAUUGUGCUGGACUCCGGAACAUGAAAGGUUGUUGACCAUACAGCAACAAGAGUAAAAGAAACAAAAAGAAAAAACCUCGUGCUCUCGUGGAGUGAAUUUGGGAUUGUGGUUUGAAAAAAAAGGAGAGCGUGUUCGAGGCUGGUGCGUCAGAGAUUUUCUCUUUCCCCUCUGUUCCCUAAUCUCUUCCAUUUUCUUUUUUAUUUUUGCAUUUUUUGUUUUUCAUCAUUCUCGCGUCUCUUUGUUGACCCAAUUGACGAUUUGUGACACGCGAUUUUCUUCAUAGUACAUUUAUUAGUGAAUGUGUUUGCGCGUAAAAAGUGUACAAAGUUUCUGCUGGUUCAACCACGAUAUCAAUUGAAAACUAAACGCAAAGUAUUGAAACAUUCCUCGACUUGUGUAGGAUUUCAACAGACACAAUCAUGGUUGGAGAUUCGAGAAAGUCCAAGGCUAAGGAAAAAAGACGGAGCAAUGAGAAGAGAAAGGAAAAAUCGAGGGAUGCAGCGCGGAGUCGACGCAGCAGGGAGACCGACAUUUUCACGGAGCUUGCAAGAGCUUUGCCAAUUUCACCGGAGCAACCGGCUCAUCUGGACAAAGCGAGUGUCAUGAGACUCGCAAUAGCUUAUCUCAAAGUUCGCAGCGUUAUUGAUGCCCUGGAAGAACCGGUCGUCAAGUGUCCCUCAUUGACGGAAAUGGAUGCUGAUUUUCCACAGGCACUCGACGGCUUUAUGCUCGUUUUGUCAAGCAACGGUGACAUGGUGUAUCUAUCCGACAACGUGAGCGAUUAUCUCGGCGUUACGCAGAUGGAAAUGAUGGGCCAGAGCGUUUACGAGUACAGUCACCCGUGCGAUCACGACGAGCUGCGCGAGUGUUUGUCGAUCAAACCGAAUGACGUCAAAGAAAAACGACCGUGUAACUUUUUUCUUAGACUCAAGUGCACACUCACGAGCAAAGGCAGAAAAGUCAAUCUGAAGAGCGCAUCUUACAAGGUGAUUCAUUGCACUGGACGCGCGAUGGGAAUUUGUGAGCCAAACUUUGUCAAAACCGAUAGCGAGGGCUCAACUUCUCGGGACGAAGACUCGAGUGAAUAUUCGUCAAAGGAAGAGGAGGAUACAGAAAUCGUCAGAUCAAACGGAAGCGGCUGUACGGGCGCGUCUCUCGUCAUUGUGGGAUCCCCGAUCCCACAUCCCAGCAACAUCGAAAUACCGCUCGGACGUCAAACAUUUUUGUCGAAGCACAGCUUAAAUAUGAAAUUCACGUACGCCGAUGAGAGAUUGGCCGAAUAUCUCGGAUGGGCAAGCAACGAACUUCUCGGAAAAUCCGUUUUCGAGUUUCAUCAUGCUCUGGAUAACUCUGCGCUCGACAAAUCCUUCAAAUCCCUGUUCAGCAAAGGACAGUGUGAAACAAUGGCGUAUCGUUUCCUGAGUAAGAACGGAGGUUACGCUUGGGUCGUGACGCAGGCCACGCUGAUCCAUUGUUCGAAGCAACAGAAACCAAUCUCAAUCGUCUGCGUAAAUCACAUCCUAAGCGGCGUUGAGUGCGAGGAUGAGGUAUACAGCGAGCGUCAACUCGAGGCUCGCAAGGCUGGCGUCACUGUGAAUUCACCAGCGGCCUCAACAAUCGACGAAUACGAGAUCGAGGAUAAGUUUAAUUUGCAAUCGCUGCCAGCACUGACGAUCGAUACACCGAGCGCCACCGACGAUUCUUUCGACGCAACGAACGAUUUCGUUGACGAAAGCGAUCGUGAAAAUCAAGAAGAUAAAAAUGAAGCCAAAAACGCAACGAUACAAAAUUUCGAUAGAGAAAUAUUGAUGAAAAAUACGAAGUUUGCCAUCGCUGAAAAUUCCAGACCACUCACCGUCACUGCCUCGAUAUUCCGAUCUCAGGCUGACAUUGCCUCUCGCGAUUCCUGUAGAAAUACCUCCGCCUCAAACACUACAAGAAUUACCAAAAAUACGGAUAUUCGUAGAGAACGUGCCAAUUGGACUUUCCAGGACAAACCGGUACUGGAGUACGAAGGAUCGCGCAACAAUCGCCCUCAGACAGUAACCAGAAAUGUCUUCGUACCUGUGGGCUUGAUACAGGAUCAAGAGUUGUCACAGCAACACGAGCAAACACCGGCGUGUAGACCUCAGACAACAACUGCAAGUAUUUUUGCUCCUCGUACCGAGGACAUGAACAAAGGCUUCUUGACAUUCAGCGAGGAUCAACCUGGUCUCACGAUGUUGAAGGACGAACCCGAGGAUCUGACACAUUUGGCACCGACCCCCGGUGACGUUUGCGUUCCCUUAGAGGAUACACCAUUCCUCUCGGACAUGCUUGACGAAUUCAUUCUCGGUACCGACAAUUAUUGUCCCCUCCUUAACACCGAGGAUCUACCGACGGAAUUACCCAAUUCCGACUUGAGCGAUUCCCUUACAAAGGACAGUAACGAGAUGUGCGGAUCUCUCGAAUCUUCACUGGCGGACUCUGAUCCUUUUAUUUAUCGGGAUAUGCCGAGCCCUUGCAGUCUGAGCCCCGAUUUACUUUCACCGUCUGGAAUUGGAAAGAGCCCGGAUCAGAACAGCCUCGGCUCCUUCCGAAGUCCAAAGCACAAUGACCUCGUCGAUGAUAUGAUGACCAUUCGCUCGGGUACGUCAUCGACCAAUCCAAUAACUGAGGACGAGAUGCUCAUGUUGAGCAUAAACGACGUCAUAGGAGAUGAGGAACUCGCACUUCGUGCACCGUACAUACCAAUGUCCGAUCAGGACGAGGCCCUACAGUUGCUCAUUAGCGAUGACACUGUCAUGUGGGGACCCACUCAACCACCCGAUAAAAAAACAAAAUGGAUUCAGGAGGAAAGAAAAGCAGCUCCUAAACGUUACGAGGACUCGAAUUUGGCUCGUCUCCUUAAGAAUGAUACUACGGCCGUAGAUAAGUUCAGCGAUCACAAUGGAGGACUGGUUAAUCCGACGCAGAUUUUCAGUCCAAUCAACGAAAAAGGAAGCAGCGUGAGCAGAUCGGAGAGGCCGUCGAAGCGAGUGCACACACCAAUCUCCCAAGGUCUAACUAGCGAGACGAAACGUAGUCGAUUAAACGACUCAAAAUUACCGAUCGAACAAUCCUUGACUUGCGACGUAACGAACAUCCUAGAAAACUCGAUGAAAACGGGUAACGGGCUGCAUUACGACGAGCAGAGUAUAGAUCUUUGCGGAAUGGUCGAUACGAGUGAAAAAAAGAAUGAAAGUCCGUACGAAGAGCAGCAACAUCCGGAAAGUCGUCUUUUGUUGCAACAAUUGAUCGGUCGUGACGAGGAUUCAGCCUCGACGAUAAUGACGAAAACUCGUGACACGACGAAAAAUAAAGUCGCGAAUUUGUUAAAAAUCGUGACUAAAGAUGGGACUACGAUGGCAGCUCCACGGAACGAAAAUAAAGAGAAAAUUGGUUUCGCCGGUGAUGGUGGAGGGAUUGAGAUGAGUGCGGGGCUGAGUGGAAAGCAACAACAAACCAAUAGCGUGCUCAUGAAUCUUCUUGUUUCCGGUUGCGACAACUCUCCGGGCUUGGACCGUACUUUACCAUCGGCCAGCAAAUGGUCAUCGAUGAUGAUUGACCAACCGACCCAGAACCUCAUCGCGAGGGACGGCAACAUGACGGACGUGGACUUGUUUGCCGAAUAUCCGAUUUCUUCGAAUGGCCAGUUAAGCCCAUUUGGCAAUUAUUUUAGCGGUGAUACUCCGGAUUCACUACCCCGAAGAUGUCGGUAUAUGUCAGACGCGUAGAUUUAAGGAAUAUUUGGAAAAGCACUUUCUUCAAGAGACAAACAAAAAUGUAGUCCAAACCUCAAACGUUUAAGUGGCCUUAUACAUUAUUGUCGUCGAUUUUUCAAAAACCUUAAUGUUUCUUAUUUUUCAAUCAAUUUAGAUGAGUAAAAUUUAUAAUUUUUAAUGAUUCACGCUCCGGUAUAGCAUGUAGCGUGAUCGAUUGAUUUUCUUUUAAGUCGUCGCACAAUCAGGAUAUAAUAUUACGUGUCGAUUUUUAAGCUAAUGAAUUAGUUUUCCAAACAGCGAGGCUCACCAAUAUGAUUCGAAACAAUCCAACGUCGAUGCCCCCCUAUUCUCCCAUUUUUAAAUAAUAGAUUUUAUUUACAUAAUUCACUACUAUGGUGCCAGAAUACGCGAGUGUAGAAGAUAUGAAAACAUUGUGAUUCGUCGACAACGCUCAGGAUGCGUUUUACAAUUAAUACAGAUGAAAUUAUACAUAUCUCUUAUAUACGUCGCGAAUUAAACCCUUAUUCAUGUGUAAGAAAAAAAAAUGAAAAAUGUUCAAUUGAAAAUGGCAUUUACGAGCAUAAUAACUGCUGAAUCUUUCUAUACAUCAGCAACUAUUACGGAAAUGGAUUUGUAAACUGAGCAAACCAUUAUUAUUAUUGCUCAAUUGUAUGCAUGUAGUAUUUUUCAAUUGGUAAUAAAUUACUCAUUAUUAUGGGA